GACGCCUGUAUACUUGAGUCGGUUCACCGACUCUCUAUUUCCACCCUUCUUCCAGUAAACAUUGUGAUCUGGUCCGUCGGAACUAAUAUAAGAAGCAGUCUAGUUGGUCGUCAUGGGAAUCCUCCGUCAAUAAGACCGACAGUUGUCAUGCCCCUACCGAAGCACACAGUCCAUCCAGUGCGCGUGAGCCAAGUUCCCGUUCCUCCGGAUGUAGAAAACGAGUUAGAAUUUGUGGCCAACGCCACUCUCUGCAACCUGAUGCGUCAAAUGGCCUCCAUUAGCCGAGUAGCCACACACAUGUUUGAUGAGCUAACAUCCGAGUUGUCCGGUCUGGCGGAGCGUACAAUGCGUCUGCAGAAUCGAUUGCUCGUACUACAGGAGGAUGUGCAGGCGAUGCAACAUGGGGACGAAGAUAUGACCGUAAACGCACCACUCGUCCAACUACCACCGUUUUGUAGUAAAAAGCCAGCGGACAGUCGAGUCCUCAGCAGAAACACAAUUCCACAAUCGAUGCGUGCCUGUUACGAGCGGGCAGACCCUCCACCACCACUGCAACAGAUGGACGAGUUACGUGAUGACAAGCGUAUCAGUAUGAAAUUGUACUCGGAUCCGGAUUUCUUUUUUGAUCUCUGGAGUCAGAAGAUGCUUCAAGAUCCACGGCACAAAGGCGCUGCCAAGAGAAGGCGACCCAAAUCCAAAUCGAAGACAUCUGCUGUGAAGCAAGGCACAUCACACAGACCACAAAUAGUCAUCCAACAAACGGGUGUUGGUGGAAACUACGUGCCCGGGUCACAACUGGAGCGCAAUGGGACAACUCCAUUCCACCCACCGAGUCCGUUGGUCACCUCCUCUGUGAGCAAGGUCUUUCCGCCUCAGAACGCUCAUCAUGCCCAUAGCACACUCCCGCCGCCACCACCACCAACAUCUAUGCCUCCCAUUAAUGUGCAACGCACCCACACCGAGCCAUCCGUGAGCGCCACUGUGCCCAACGGACCGUGCGGGGUCGUCCACACUCCGUCACCCGAUCCCAUGCCUCAGGUCAAUGGACACUCGGAUCCUCGUGAUCAUCAUCAUCCUGUACCGCAUGUCCACCAAAUGCACACCGUUCCUGGCAACGUGCAUCACCCUCCACCACCGCCUGUACCACCAUCAACCCAUUCAACCAUGAGUGAGAGUAUCGCAGCCUCCGCCAGUGGAAACGAGCACCCGAUGUCGAACUCGCUUGCCGCUUCCGAUCAUUCACUGGAGGAUGUGACCUUCCCCUUGCCCUCACUCACUCAAGAUUCUCAAGCACUCCCGUCUCGGAAAAGCAGUGUUGGCAGCCCUGGAUCGGUGUCAUCCCACGAACUGCCUCCGCCGCCCGCACCAAUCUUCGAUGUGCCCCCUAUCAACGAAUGCCCCGAUUUACCCCCGUUUGUGCCUCCGCAUGACGGCGGUGUAUUACCGCCUCCUCCCCCUCCGCCUCCUCCUCCUCCACCACCGCUGCCGCCGCCGCCGCCGCCACCGGCUUCUCUUCAACCCACUUCCGUUGCAUUCGGGGUUGUUACUGAUCAGAUAAGCAGACUGGCUAUCAGUCACACCGAUCCGGAUCACAAGUCGCGAGUUGGCUCCCGUCAAGGCCCUCCACAAGAUUUGCUUUCGGCUAUCCGCGCCGGAAUUGCCCUACGUAAAGUUAGCGACACUCAGUCGUCAAUUUCGUCAAAGUUCUCUCGAAACAACUCCAUCAGCAGUUUGGGCAUGAAGCCAAAUGAUGUACAGGCCAUCUACGAGGCUGUCAGACGACGUCGGGAAUUCAUGGACAACAAUUCGUCUGGUGAUGAAGACGAUAAAGACGCGAACAGCGAUUCUUCCGGUUGGUGUGAUUGACUUCCAUGGACACAGGUUCUUCGUUUAGUUACCAGCCCCUCUCCCCACUUGCUCCCAUGGUGACUUUCUCCGACUUCGGCCGAUGCUUGUGAGUCGCGCAAACAAUUACUUCUACGUGGCGUCCCCCCCCCGCGCCGUAACGCUCAUGCGCUAUCUGUUCUUUUAAAGCCUUCCACAUACAAGUAUUGGCCGUCUCCUUUUCUCAAAUUCGCCAAUGCCACUUUUCCACAGGUCUUUCGGUUCGUGUCUCUGUAAUGAAACCAUCCCUGUCUUUUGCUUCUUGGUGGUGUCCAGCGCUUUUCCCUGACCUCCAACCACCACUUCAUUCCGGCUUUCUCCGCUCGAAUCGGUCCGCAUCCAUGUCGCUUCAACCAUAUGUCCACUACCUUCCGUUCCCAUUCUCAUUGUAGAUUGCAUUGAUUUGUUUACACACACUCUCUCUGUCUCUCAUCUCGAAUUGGAUUCCGUCCUCGCCUACAAUUGCCACCAACCUUUUUUUAUUUUCCUCACCAGUGCAAUUCCUUUCUCUGACCUAUACGACUUUGUCCAGUAGUUCCUCGUCAUAUGCUCAUCUAACUCACUUGCUAUGCCUGUUUCGAUCACGCGUACUCUAACAGUGCAACCCAUCCGGUCUACAUACACAGAUGCUUUAGACUAUCCAAUGACCUUUCCCCGCCCCCGCAACCACAUCACGUGCGUCAGUAACGUUUCACACCUCUUCCACGGCCAUCACUGCAUAUAUACCGCUCCCUUUUCCAUUGCGUUUCCUUGAAUUCAAUAAACUAUCUUGGCAGUACUUUCC
Messenger RNA from Dicrocoelium dendriticum, 2668 nucleotides. NCBI's taxonomy places the organism in Eukaryota, Metazoa, Platyhelminthes, Trematoda, Plagiorchiida, Dicrocoeliidae. The record is from the annotation of a GenBank genome assembly.